AUGGAUGACCAUGUGUGUAGAAGGUUCCUUUUUGUAAGGAGUUGGUUUCCCGAUAAAUUAGACACAAACAAAAAUUAUCAAUUUAUUAGUGAUGAAGAUUUCAAAAAGUAUUGUACUAGUAAUAGGUGUAAUGGUGAUCUCGAAAAAAUUAAUGCUGUAUGUUUAUUGUUAUUUAAUGAAUUCUUUGGAAGUUCUUCUUUGCUUAAGUAUCAUAAUAACAUCAAUAUUGUUGAUUACAUUAUGAUAUGGUUAAGUUAUAUGUUAAACCUAAAGAAUAAUGUGCCAGGAAUCACCAAUCUACAACAUUUUUAUACUACAUAUAUAAAUAAUGAUAAGUACAAAACUACUAUAACUGGUGUUACGGGGUAUACAAACUAUAAGGAUCUUAUAGAUCAAAAAAAAUAUUUUUUGGAUAUGGAUAGUAAUAUUAUAUCUAAUUUUUAUGAAGCAUUUAAAUUAUUAUGUGAAAUGUAUACUAACUUUGAUGAAAAAACAUCAUAUUGCUCUAACUGCUCACAAAAUGCUAUUAAAUUUGUUGCAAAAUGUGACGAGCUUAAGAAAGAUUCUAGUAUAACUAGUAAUAGUUCCUAUAAUGAACUAUUGUCUACUUUAUCAAAUGAUUAUAAUAAUUUUAAAAAUUAUUAUACUAGUAAAGGUGGUAAUUGUAAAGAUUUUCCACUCCUUCCAACGGCAAAAACAACACAAAUUUCUGUAGAAUUUUCUGAACAUACUUCUAAACAAACUGUAGAAACUUCUGAUCAAAGUCCUAAACAAACUUCUAAACAAACUGUAGAAACUUAUUUACAAAGUUCUGCACAAAGUUCUAAACAAAAUCCUGAACAAAGUGUACAAAUAUUAGAACAGAUUUCUGAAGUUACAUCAUCAAAUUUAUCGAUAGGAAACAAAUUAUUUACAGUUUUAUCGAUAUUUGGUGCAAUAGCAUUUUUUUUAGGAAUUUCUUAUAAGUAUUCGUUAUUUGGAUUUCGGAAACGAGCUCAAAAGCAAUAUUUAAGAGAAAAAAUAAAAAUAUAA
Plasmodium berghei ANKA is the source of this 1032-nucleotide messenger RNA. Its product is annotated as BIR protein. The record is from RefSeq and is a predicted model, not a curated record. The transcript has 3 exons. The coding region runs from base 1 to 1032 and encodes 343 amino acids. Lineage: Eukaryota; Apicomplexa; Aconoidasida; Haemosporida; Plasmodiidae.